UAAUGCAGGUUAUUGCAGUGUUUCUUUCAAUUUUUAUUUUGGGGUUGUUUGCAAAAUAAAUAAUCAAUCAAAAGAAAGGAAUUAAAAUAAGUCAACUUUAAAAUAAAAAUCUUAUAGAUAAAACUGACCGAUGUAUAACACUAAGGAAUGUCAAUAUUGAAUUUGUGGAUGUCCAAGGAUAGAUAUGAAUUAUUGAACGUAUUCGUUUUAACGAAUAAUGAAUAAUAAAUUAUAAUAAGCCAAGAAGUUUGUAAACAUAACCUUACCAAGUGCAAUGGCAUAUAAUAAAGAACUAAAGUCAAACACUACAUUGAAUUCUAGACAGAAGAAUUAAGGGGUCGCCUAAUGUGCACAUAAACAGCAACAGUAAAAAUAUUCCACUUUGGCAAAAUGAGUCACAUGUCACCAUUUCGAAUGAACGUGCCCAACAUGGGUGACUUGCCAAGCAGUGUGGCUAACCCAAAGAAGAGGCGAAAAAAUGUCCAAACCCCAAUCCAAACGCCACCUAAUGUACAGGAUCUACUACCUCCACCUUUAUCUGGAUAUGGUGACACAAUAGUAGCAUCAAAUCCAUUUGACGACUGUCCUAGUUCAAUAGGUAGCUCAAUGACUAUGGUCAGGAAUUCACCAAUGGGAAUGGGACCUGGCAUGCCAGGUCCUCCAUCUGGUCCAAACAUGCCAGGCAUGCCUCCAGGAGUGAAUAACAUGAAUAUGUGUCGACCCAUGGGCCCAGGGAUGGGUAUGGGUUCACCAAUGAUGCAUAGCCCUAAUGCCCACCAAAACCCCAUGAUGAACAAUCCAAUGAUGAUGAAUGGGCCUAGAAUGAAUCACAUGGGUGGCCCUGGUCCCGGUGGUCCAGGAGGACCAGGCCCAGGUCCUCAUGGAGGCCAUGGGCAUGGUCCUCCACAGCAUAUGAUGGUGAGUCCAAAUGGCCCCAUGCAUUCAAUGACAGGACCUCCAAUGCACAGUCCAAUAGGUGGCAUGGGUCCCAUGCAGGGACCUGGAGUUGGGGUUGGUGGACCAGGAAAUGGAGGGCCAAUGGGGAGUCCAAUGGGACCUAUGAAUGGUGACAUGAAUAAUCCAAUGAUGGGCAAUUCUGGUCCCCCUAUGAACAAUGCUGGACCCAUGAGCAAUCAACAUGGACCUGGUAUGCCUAUAUCUGCUCCUAAUGGACCUAUUGGCCCACCUCCUCAAUCCAUGAACAACAACAACUUCAUGAUGUCACCCAUGAACAAUAUUUAUUCAAAACCAAUGCCAGUAAGUGCUGGAAAAGUGUAUCCAGCAGAUCAACCUAUGGUUUUUAAUUCUCAGAAUCCUAAUGCUCCUCCAAUUUAUCCCUGUGGAGUGUGCCAUAAAGAAGUACAUGACAAUGAUCAAGCCAUAUUAUGUGAAAGUGGAUGCAAUUUUUGGUUUCACAGGGGAUGCACUGGCCUCACAGAAGGAGCCUUCCAAAUGUUAACUGCCGAAGUAUAUGCAGAGUGGGCAUGUGAUAAAUGUCUUUCUACAAAGAACAUACCCUUGGUAAAAUUCAAGCCAUAAUUUCAUGAGAACGUUACUUAACACAUUAAUUUUAUCAAGACUGAAAACAUCCUUGUGGACCUGGAUUUUAAAUUAUUUAUUGUAAUUGUUAUUUAUCUCAAAAUUUAAUGUUUUGCACAUCUCAAUUUAUUGUAUAAUUUUAUGAAUUUCGAUUUAUUGUCUAAUAUAUUUGUAGGAGGUGUUUUAUGUUCCAUCAGUUUAUUGGCCAAGUAAAAAAUUGGUUGAUUGACUACAUGCAAAAAUGUACAAUAAAUUGGUAUGUGUAAAACAAAUAUAAUGUUUAUUUCUCUCUUAUAUAAUGUUUCUUAACACAUUUGUAUGUUGAUGUUCAAUUAAAAUGAUGAUUUGUAUAUCUCUGCCAAUCAUAUUUAUGUAAUAUGUAAAUAUUAGUUUAAAAAAAUAAUUAAUUUGUACAUAUUUAUUACAUUUAUAAAGUUUUAAAAUAUGUCAUACAAUGUUUAGCUCAAUUAUAGUUUGUAAAUAUAAUUUUGUAUAAAUUAUAAAAGUUAUACUCAUCUAAUCUUAAACAUAUUUUAAGGUGCAGUUAUUUUAUAAAAAUUACAAUUUGUACACUUAUAACAC
Molecule: messenger RNA, 2121 nt
Organism: Aethina tumida (small hive beetle)
Lineage: Eukaryota; Metazoa; Arthropoda; Insecta; Coleoptera; Nitidulidae
Product: protein pygopus
Exons: 2
Coding region: 391-1539 (382 amino acids)
Source: RefSeq, a predicted model, not a curated record